Messenger RNA from Lates calcarifer (barramundi perch), 4723 nucleotides. It is a transcript of the gene lnpkb, whose product is annotated as lunapark, ER junction formation factor. Gene Ontology annotation, cellular component: endoplasmic reticulum tubular network. The record is from RefSeq and is a predicted model, not a curated record. Gene Ontology annotation, biological process: endoplasmic reticulum tubular network organization. Lineage: Eukaryota; Metazoa; Chordata; Actinopteri; Centropomidae.
UAACAGAGAUUUCUCUUUCUGUAGUAAACCAAACGGAGGCAAAGAGGAGACUGCUUUAAUUUAGAGACAUGGGGGCUUUGAUAUCUCGGUGGAAGGCAAAGCCAACCACAGUUGAGCAGCUGGAGAACUUGGACAAGGACAUUAAAGAUCUGGAGGAGUUUCGAGCCAAAAACCAGCGUUUGCAGAAGCUGUGGGUCGGUCGAUUGCUUUUCUACUCGUCAGUCCUUUACCUGCUCACCUCAGUUCGUGUCUACUGGCUCUACCUGCCUGAACAAUGGUUGCACAGACUAGCCAUGGCCCUGCCUUUCUUCAUAUACCCUGUGCUAGUAUGGUUCAUCAGGAAGUUACUGAUUUUCCUCUUUUCCAAACGCACUGAGAGAAACAAUGAUAAGCUAGAAGAUUUAAAGGCUGCCAAGAAAAAGAUUCUGGAGGAAGUGAUGGAAACAGAGACGUAUAAAAAUGCCAAACUCAUCUUGGAGCGCUUUGAUCCAGAAGCUAAGAGGAAAGCUGAGCUGGAGUCAACUCCGGUGCGUCCUCAGAUGACUCCCAGGCCAGGACAAGAGAUUCGACAAAGAGGGGUGGCAAUGAAACCCAUGCCAAUGGGCACCCCGGCUGCCAUGGCAAUGACACCCCUACCUGGAGCAAGACCCCCAUCAGGACCAGGGGGCACACCUGUGGAACCUGUCCCUCUCUCAGCUCCAGGAGGACCACCGGAGAGAUCUGCUCUGUCUGCCUCAGUUCUCCAGGGAGCAAUACCCAGGACCCCCUGCUCCCCUAUACCAGGUGUAGGUAUGCAUCCCCCAGGUCCUCCAUUAGCAAGACCCAUUCUGCCCAAAGACAGGGGAGCUGUGGAUCGAGUCAUUGAGUACUUGGUAGGCGAUGGGCCACAGAACAGAUAUGCAUUGAUCUGCCAACAGUGUUUUUCUCACAACGGCAUGGCUCUGAAAGAAGAGUUUGAAUACCUGGCAUUUCGUUGUGCGUACUGCUACUUCCUGAAUCCAGCCAGAAAGACACGUCCUCAGGCUCCGAGGCUACCAGAGUUCAGCUAUGAGAGGAGGCUGCGAGCAGAGUCACGUUCCCCUGGACCAACACUACGUUCUGGGACAGACACAGAGGAGAGCGCGCCCCCCUCUGGAGCCAAGGCUCCGGCUCCGUGGAAUUUGGUCCACAGUUUCUCCAGUUUCCAGAUGCAGCAGAGUCCAAAGAACCCUCAGACCCGACCUCUGCAGAGUCCAGAUGAGAAAGAGAUUGGAGAGGACGAAACACCCACUAAAGAAGUCGAGAGUGAGAGCCAAUCAGAGGAGCAGCAGCAUCAGGAGGCAGAAGAAGAAGUGGUUCAGGAGGAGGAGGUAGAGGAGAAAUUGGAGCAGAGUCAUGGCGCCCCCAGUGAGACAGAUUCACAGCCAUCAUAGCUGCAGAAAGUCCAGAAGACGUCCAGUGACGUCUGGUCACACUGUCCAAACAGAAAGUAUUGGUAUUGGCCAUGAUAGACAGGUGGCAUUUUAAAGCAAUAUAGAUGGACAAAGGUGAUGAAUGAUAUCUGUCCUCCUCAGAACCAAAAACGUAACUAACUUCUGUUGUGUUUUAAUGUACAGCUUUUAGUUUCCAUCAUUUUUUUUGUCAUCAUCAUCACCAUCAAAAGACCAUCAUACUAAGACAACAUACCUUGAUGAGAUUAUGGAGAUGAUGCACUCUGUAAAUGGUGUGUAUUCUUAAUGAAAAACAUAAUGGGAUAUGAGUUCGGCAGAUUUAAUAUUUAAAUUGUCCAAAAAUAUUGCUUAAAAUGAUGCCAACAUAUCAUGGUGUUGUCAGUUUGUAGGUGUAGGUGUUUGAAGGUGUCAGAUUGAUGAUUGUAGUUUUAAUCCUAAAGCUGUUUCUUGAUAGAGUAGUUGGCUGCUGAUAUUGCUCUAUCUGUGGUAACUUACACAAUGACUUAGUUAAAUAUUUUAAGAUUCACACAGUUUUUCUUUGUUUUUAGUAUAGCUGCUGGAUGAUUCAUUAAUGAAAAGUGUUAAGGUUUUAGAUAAAGCUGCUGGUUCACAAAGGGUUUGUCCUCAGAUGCAGCAAAAACAAAUUUUAAUUACUUCCCUGAUUUCAAUCAUUUAUUUUUUCACUCUGCAGGUCUAGUUUUGGCAUAUUUUACCAGGUGAUAUCUAGUUUAUUAUAAUGCAAAUCAUACAUGUUAUUUAUUGUUUUGUUGGGUAGGAAACAAAAAUGUCUCACUAUAGUUGGCUGGAAAAAAUAAGAUCAAACUGUGUAUUUUAAGACAAACCUUUAGUGAAUCAGGACCUCAUCAGUUGUGUUUACAGUGUAUGCAUACCAAACGUACGCAUACAAGUAUUUCAUUAUGUUUAAGGGUUCUGCUGUGGCUUUUUCCCUCUACUAGUUUUAAUCCUUUAUACAAGCUUUUAGCCUAAUAGUGGAACACCAAGGAAAACCUAGAUAUACUCACAUUUUACCAAACACUGAUGCAUGUUCAUAUUUUAUCAUGCUAAUUUGUGUUUUCCUCAUGAUGUUUUAGCAGCUUGUCUCAGAAAGUUGGUAUAUGGGAUAUGAACAAUUAUCCAGAAAACCACAGUGCAUUUAAACAGUUGUUGCACUCUCUAUUUGAACAAAGGUGUUGAUGUUGUUGGCCAAAAUAGAGGAAUAGACCAGGAUGUGUAGCAACACUUACAUCACUGGUAAAAGGAUGACACUAACCAGUGAAACCAGCUUGUGAGCUCUGACCAUUGUGUUAGCCACUCAUGCCUUUGUUUCCUUUUUGUUGUUGAGAAAGUUUGAUGUAGUCUAACUCUUUGGGGCCAAUGUCAUGUUAAAUGUCCUGUGUAAUGCUGCAGUUACCCAGCACACUGUACGCUGAACACUGUGCCCUACACAGUAACUGAACUCAGACCAGCUAUGUGUGUUUGGGAAGAGGCGCUUCUGUGUUAAGAGGCUGCUCUAGAUGCAGGGUAGAGACUAUUUUCACCAUCCACAGUACCCGUGCUGCUUUGUCAGUGAGAUCUCCUGAUAGAAACAUGUGGACUCUACAGAUUUUGAUACUGAAUCAGACUUUAACAGAAAUAAUUUGACUCAUUAUUUUUGUUAUGUUGUUUUGCAGUAUAGAAAAAAUGAACCUCUACAAUUGUUUAAGUUGCUGGGUUUAUGAAGAUCUUUCUUUGAGACGGAGCCUGUCUACUAAGAUAACUUAUUAUCUUGAGGACAGCAUCAGUGUUGAUGAGCAACACUGACAAUGAAGCAUUUUCUGAAUAAACUGAACCUCUAAACAUUUGCAGGAGAAAAAAUAUAACAGAUUGGAGCUACAGCUGCCAUUCAUAGUUCUCUGUGUUUAUCAUUAGCCAAAUGCACUAUUGUUUUAUUUGAAUCUCCUGACAUCAUUUGCACUGAUUUUAUCUUUGUAUUUAUUUGGCCAUAUUGUGUUUUAAUGAGUAGUUCAGGUAUCGCUCCUCUGUUUUUAACAUUUAGACAUGGGAUAUUUAACUGCCAUGGUACUGUUGCAACUAUUUCAAAGUAUAGGCCUGGUUUGGGUUCUGUAGCCUCCAGGGUGCUUAACAUUAGCAUUCAUUGACAUACUGAAGUGUUUUAUUCUUUGUGCUUAUAUUGAUUAUAAGUGUUGUAAAUGUGUGCACUCACAGUAGGUACCUGGUGCCAUCCUAAUGCGUGCCUUGGUUGUUACUGGUAUAUUCAUUAGUUUACAGCGUAAUCUGCCCAAUGUCUAACUACUGUAGCAAUAUCAAAUUAAGAUGGUCCAUGGGUCCCUCGGUCACCACUUGCUCCAAGUGUUUUGGACAACAAUUUAUUCUGUUAUUAAAUGGACCCAGAGGAAGUGGUGAGUGUCUAUGCAAAUAUGAAUAUGUUGCAUCACCUGUGUUGUACAGGUUUGGUCCUAGAAACACACCUAGGCUAAGUGGGCAAAAUAUUCUUGUGGGACACACACACACUCAUAUAUAUACUGUAAAACUUUUAAAUUCCUUUUAAAGUUUUUCACAACUAUUCUGUUUGCAUUUCUUAUUAGUUGUUGACCUCUGCAAGCAGCCCAGAAUCAUUUGGCAUAAAAAUAGUUGUAAAGUUUUGGACGAGUCUUCUGGUUGUGAAGAGACUUCAUGUUGAGAAGAGACCACUCUAUGAAUUGAAAGUUGCCUGACACCAAGCCCUGACCACAGCUUGACAUUUUAAUUUUGUUCCAUUAUUUCCCUGCAGCAGGCAGCUGUGUUUCCAGAAGUUGCAAAACGUUGCAUCAUGGUACCUGUACCAGCGUACUGAUUUGUUGUUAGCUGAAGGCUACCAGUGUUAACAAGCUUUUUAUCCCCAAUAAUACUGCUGAUGAUGAAAAAAUUUUAAACACGAAGCUGUCACUUAAAUAUAUGAAAAAACUCCUCAGACCCUCAACAGAAUGUGUCACACAUUGACAUGUGUAGCACCUGGUGACUUUGUAUUUGCAUUUUACUUUUUUCUGCUACAUUUAUCAGAUACAUUUCUGCCAAUGCUGGUUGUCAAGUGUGCGCAUGGCACGUUUAAUAAAGUUUUUUUUUUUAACAACAAUGUAAGGCAAUAGUUGUGCUGUUGUGGUUCCCCAUGUGCUACUAAUUUAUAGGCCUCAUUAAUGAUAGGGAAUAAGAUGGUUAUGUAAAAAAUGUAAGGUUCAAAGAUAUGUCAGUGAAGUCUGAGCUUUGGAUAACAAAUCUGCCGCAAAAAUAAAUAAAGAUAAAAUGGCAUAAACUAA